Molecule: messenger RNA, 3459 nt
Organism: Symbiodinium sp. CCMP2592
Lineage: Eukaryota; Dinophyceae; Suessiales; Symbiodiniaceae
Source: the annotation of a GenBank genome assembly
AUGGUGUGCAUCCCGUCGGCUUGGUGCAAGGAAUACUGCAAAUCCUAUCUGGCCCCGGGACUCCAUGUUGCGCACUGCAGUCCCGACCACACAGCUGCAGUUCUCGAGGUUGCUUUUCACUCUGCCACCGGUAUGCUCGGAGCCGCCCCACGCCAACGUCGCUUCCCGGUCAGCCUCUUCAGUGAGCCCACCAAUCAAGCCAAAAUUGGUGUGGCCUUGCGGAGCUUUCAGCCCCUCCCCUGGGAUUGUUCAGUGCAUGCCCACGCAGCACAUCUGGUUAGCUACGUGCAGCAGACCUUGGGAUCGGUCAAAUCCCACCGCUCUGCGGGACCCCACCAGUCCUAUCUGCGCCCAGCCACUUGGCAGCUCCAACGAACUGUGGCUGCUACUCGCCGGUCCCUUCACCGUCUCCAGCGCCAGGUUCAUAUGCAGCUCAUGGCGGUCUGUUUCCACCUGUGGCGUGGCGCUAAUCUGCUCUCUUCCCUCGUGGAAGGGGCCACCUGGUGGCGCCGUGCGGACCUUGCCUUGGCAGCCCACCUCAGUGUCUUGCGCCACCAAGGACGCCAUUUAAAGCCAGCUUGUAAGCAGGACCGCAACUUUCAUUUAAGUCAGCUUGCGGACCAGCUCUCAUCUCGUCCGACCUCAGAGGUUUUCAGCAACCUGCAUAGGCUUCUUUCCCAUAAGCGCAAGAAACCUUAUCGUGCAGACCCCCUCCCCUCUAUUCGCGAUGCGGAGGGAAAAGUAUGCCCCGAUUCGGAUUCCAGCCUCAGGCGCUGGCGCCAACACUUUGGGGGUUUGGAAGGCGGCCGUGAGGUAGCCCUUGAGCACUUUCUCACUGAGACCCAGAACCGCAUCAACCAGAGUGCCACAGCCGUUGUUGCAUGGCCGGCUCCUCCAGACAUCCGUCUCCUGCCCACAUGCGCGGACAUUCGUCGCCUCCUUAUGCGGGCGAAGCCGGGCAAAAGCCCGGGGAUGGACGGGAUACCCAAUGAGUUCGGACGUAUCUUUGCUGAGGUUCUGUCCCCUCACCUGCACCAUCUUGCCUUGAAAACCUCAUGGCGAGGUUCCGAAGCCCUGGGCUACAAGGCAGGUCAGGCUAUUUGGCUUUACAAAGGCAAAGGCAGCUUCCAGGAAUGCACUUCCUACCGGUCCAUCCUCCUCCUCCCUGUAUGGUCCAAGAUUGUCCAUCAGGCCCUGCGACCGCCAACGAAGAGUUUCUUUGAACACCAGGCUCCCAGUUUGCAGCUCGGGGGUAAGUCCCAAUGUACUGUUAUGUUUGGCAGCCAGCUCAUCCGGGGUAUUAGCAGGGUUGCAACAGCGGCCAGCAAGACCCAAUUCACACUCUUUGCUGACAUCGCCUCUGCUUUUUACUGCGUGAUCCAACGUCUGGUGGCUAAUACUGCGGCCACCCCUGAUGGGUUUGAUCCGGGGACGUUCCUCGACAGCCUCCAGCUAUCCCCUGAUGAGCGUGAGGCUUUGGCGGAACAUUUGGCUGAACCAUCAGCCCUAGCCGGUGGGGGUGCUUCCCCCUGGCUGGAAGCCCUCACCUGCCGCCUGCAAGAGGGCAACUAUUUCCUCCUCAAGGGUGAUACUACUGUGAUCGCCACGGCUAAGGGCUCCCGCCCCGGCUCGUCUUGGGCGGAUCUCAUUUUCGCAGCCCUCAUCAAGCGCAUUCUGCUCCGACGCAAUGAGCUUCGAGCCGAGUGUGCACAGGUUUCCCGUCCACCUUCUUUUCCAUGGGAUGGCAUGCGUACAUUUCAGGCAUGCGAUGACUGCUCCGACCACAUUGAGAUAUCUGAAGUGGUGUGGGCGGAUGAUAUCGCUAUCCCGCGGCUCACGCAACCGCAUCAGGCGGCGUGUGCCCUGGGGCUAGAAGCAAGCUGCCUCUCUGAUGCUUUGAGGGAAUUCGGCUUCACUCUUUCUUUUGCGCCUAACAAAACAGCCGCCGUUUUGGCUUUGUCCGGGGCAGGGAGCCGUCGAGCCAAACAAGCUGUGUUUAGUUCAUCAGGCCUGAGAGGCCACAUCCCUGUCGUUUGCGAUUCAGGUCCAGGAGUCCUCCUGCCGGUGGUUACCUCCUACCGCCACCUGGGCAGCCAACAAACCCCCGGAGGCGGUUUGCGAGCUGAGAUUGCCUACCGCAUAUCACAAGCACGUGCUGCCUUCGCGGAAGGCCGCAGGAAAGUCUACCGUAAUCCCGCCAUCAGUCUCAUGCGCAAAGCCUUCAUUCUUCGUUCGUCUGUCCUUCCGAAGCUCUUCUUCGGUGCGGGCUCGUGGGGGCCAGUUACUCAAGGUGAGCGACGCUCCAUCUCCGGGGCCUUGUGGAGCUUUUAUCGCAGCCUCCUCGGUAUAGGCAAGAUGGAAGACCAGCACCUGGAUGCUCACACCUGCUUCGCUUUACUGCAGAUGCCCAGUCCUAGUACCGCUCUCCGUUUUCAGCGGUUGCUGUACAUUUCGCAACUGCUGGCUGCUGGCCCGCCGGAGCUCUGGGCCUGCCUGAGGGCGGAUAGGGACCAUGCGGAGCUCCUUUCCGCGGACCUCCAAUGGCUCCAUUCCUACACCUGGCGAACCACUGGACUGCCCUGUCCUCGCCAGGCUCUUGAUGUGCAUAGGCACACUGUCCUAGCUGCCCUAUCCGGCCUUCACCGUGCCCUUCUCCUCGUUUGCAGCCCGGCCGCUGAGGUUUCUGUCGCGCCUCCUCCCCGACCACAUUAUGCAGAGGCACUACCUGUUGCGCCUGUGGUCGAAGCUACUCUAGCCUUGGUAGACUUCGUCGGCAUUUGGUGUCCAGCUCCCAAUGCGUUCUUAACUGGGGCCGUUUUGUUCCCGAUUGCAUUGACCGGAGCGACCCUCCACACCCCUUGGCGUAUCCAGCUGCACAUUCGACUUGAUGUUGUUGCCGGGCUCCUCGCUGAUUUGAAUGCUAUCUCUCCGAUCAGCGAGGAUGAGGCUUGGGCCGCCAUCUCCUCCUAUGUGGAACCACUUGACGCGCUUCGCGCUACGGUUUCUGCCUGGAAGUCGGAGGAUCCCAGUUGUGCAGACAGAUCCUCUACGGCUGAUAACAUGUUGCUCCUCCUGGACGUUGAUCUUCUGGCGGACACAUAUCAACCUUGCCGCCCUGCGCGUGCCUUCCCGCAAGAUGAUGCCCCUGUUUGGACUUGCCCUGGACGUUUGGCCUUCGCCAUCAGCGGCACGCCCUGCACUUUCCGUGUAGAGCCGCCGCCCCCCUACGUCCUCCGGCACGAUAUCCCUACUAGUCUUCGUCUCCGGGAAGCUGUUGCGUACACCACCUGGUUGGAGGCCACUUGUAGGACCGUAGCACACUGUCUCACUGCUGCCGCGAGUCAGCCCUGCCGUUUCGUCUGCCCUGGAGUUCUCUGCGCCUUAGGCCCUGCUAAGGACUGGCUCCUGGCAGCAGGCUUUCAGCCGACGGAUUUCGGCUUUCGCACACCGUGCGAUUGA